GCAGAGGCAGAGAGGAGGACACACACAGCGGAGGAGCGAGGCGUCGACAGCGGAGAGGAGGAAGGGCGGAACGAUGCGGCCGAAAGACCCACCAAAACGGCGAAAAUCGCCCGAAAACUCGACGCUGGCCGCGGCAGAUGACGGCGGAUAGCCUCGGCCUGGGAAAUGGGGGUUCCCUUGAUGUUUCUCAAAUUGCGUCAAAGAAGAAAGGAGAUAAUCUGACCCAAGCUAAAUGGGUUGACAUGUAGCCACCGUGGGGCCGUGAAUUGAAGGACUCAAGUGAUUCACACCGCAAUGGGGACUUCGGAGACAUGACGGGUGUGAACAUUUUUGAAAUUUGAAGAACAAGAAGACAGCUCUACCCCAUUCAACUGGAUAUUGCUGAAGUGGAGACAGCGUUGUUUAACGUGAAGAUUUCAAGUGAUUUGGCAGUUAGCCAAAUUUUGACAAGAUGAAACCGUUUUCUGACUGGACUUUGGCGUUUGGACUUUUUUUUUUUUUUACGACAACAUGGACACUGGAACACUGUUGCUGGCUGUAUAGUGGACUUGUUGAAAAAUGACAUUGUUGUUUUUGGGAAACCCAAAAUCCGCCUUUGUACAUUUGAUUUUCAAAUGUUGUUUUUAAAUAAAGUGUAUGUCCUCGUAUUUUUCCUGGCUUUGUUUCAUUAGCUAAUUAACCAGCAAAUCACAAGAAGAUAUUUGGCGUUUUAUAUUUUGAUAACGUUGAAGUCCAUUAGCUCGGCUGUUGAUUUAAACAUUUCAAAUAUCUAUACAACAAACUAUUGCACUUACUGUCACUUAUCAACAAGGUUUGCCCAUUUAAUUUAUAAGCUAGCUAAGUGUUCAAACUUCGUACUGGGUUGAUGAAUCUCACGAAGUAAUGCUCUCUGUUUCGGGUGUUGCUAUACAAAGGAGAUUCACAUUCGAUUGAUGAGCUAAAGGGGAAAAAGGUUGAUGAAAAUGCACCCUUGUGCUUUGUUAAAUCUCAACUUAAUCAAAACAGUUGGCACUUAUGUUUGUAAGAUACACUGACAGUAAUUUAAAAAAAGGCUUUUGGUCAGAACACAAUGGUUUCUAAAGGCUCUCUAAAAUGGCUCCUGGUUGACCUCCUUCCUGUCCUGCAGGAAGUGAUGCAAUUGCUGCAGAAUAAUUACACACUAUUUUUUUUAUUUUUUAUUUACAGCCUCUCGGUAUUCUUACAUUUUAUUAAGUGGGAAGAAAUGUUUCAACUUAAAAGCUUCUGACCUAAAGGCUGAACACAUAUAUACAAGUUUUAUUUUCACUAAAGUAAAAUUUAAACAUAAUAAAAGGGGUGGGACUUAUACAUCACCUGAGUGUGGUGUAAAUGGAAAUAACGUCAAUCAAAGGCAAAGCUUUCAGAGCUAGGAAGGAGCUCUAGAUGGCGGCUGAGCCUUGGGAAGGGUGCCAUGGGCUUUCGUCAGACCGUUUCUCUUGCCCGUUUUUCGACCGCUACCGCUCGUUUCUGACUAAAAAUCAAGAGAUUUGACCGUACGAUCGGUGUUUUAACGGGAAUUUGUGCGUUUUGUGUGGUUUUUGUGCUGUUUUUCCGAGCCGAAUGAGCCGUCUGUGUGCUGGGGAGUGCUUGUCGUUGUUUUCCAUACUGGGCUCUGGCAGCCAUGGCGCGCCUCCAUUUUUUAGUGUGCUGCUCGCGUCUGUCGCUCUUGAGUCUUGACAGUAGAUGAAGGACUUUAGAGGCCUGCAAGCUUUUUUGAAACAAAGCUCCUUAUUUUUUUGUAAUUUAUUGUUGUGGUGUUUCUUUCUUUUUUUUACUGCUGAUUUUUAUUCGAGUCGGAUAAAAGCCUGUGAUACAAAAAGCGAACGUGAAUCUUAAUAGUUCAUUUAUAGGUUAGCACCUUUUCUUCACAUUGAAUCGCUCUGUUUACAUUGUAUAGAGCAUUAUUUACCGAUUCUGUUAUUCUUAAAGCUCAUUUUUCUAAUCCUUCAUCCGAUGACGCAGUUACAAUUAAUUGCAUGCGUCUUGAUCCGUGGACUAUAUUGAAAGACACAGGCCUAAGUUGGACAUUUGACUUGCUUGUAUCUGCACCUGUCAUUUUUCUUCGCUAUAUUUUACAUUAGCGAUGUAAAUAAUGAUCCUCAGAUCUGUCGAUUUAAUGCCCUUUUUUCCCAACUCGUGUCGCACCGCCUGGGUUUUAACUGCCACCCGAGCAGAGGCAGUCUAGUGGGACUUGUAUGAUAGUUCAUGCUUCCUCUAACUUUUUGACAGUAAAUACCAGGACAAAAGAUCACCCCAUCAAAGAUUUUCAGGAUAAUACGAUGAUGAAGAAUAAAAGUAAAAAGCAAGAGGAUGAAGGAUCGACUCAGAGCAAUGCAUCAAGCAAUUCAGCUUCAGAGGAAUCCAACCGAUCUGCAUCGGAGUCCGGAAGUCAGUCAGAGAGCGAGCAUGGCAGCGAGAGGAGGAGAUCCCACAACUCCGAGUCAAACAGCUCCUCAGAGUCAGAGAGUCACUCAGAGUCAGAGAGCGAGUCUGCAGAGUCCAAAUCACAGCAAACCACAGCAGAAGUCAAAGACAAACCAGUUAGGAAGAAGGAGCGUCUGGCAGAUGUGAAGAAGAUGUGGGACGAACAUCCAGACGUGUAUGGGGUUAGGAGGUCAAAUCGCAGUAGACAGGAGCCGGCUCGUUUAAACAUUGGAGCUGGGGGUAGCAGUGAGUCUGAGAGUGAAAGUCCGAAGAGAAAAACACCACGAGCCAAGAAAAAAGAAAAUAUCUGGAAAGAUGAUGACUCAAAUGAUGAAGAGGAGGAGGAGGAGGAGGCUACCGACAUUACAGACAGUGAGCAGGAAGAGAAAAAAGUUAGAUCCAGACGACUUCCUGCUAGAAGACCUCAGACCAAAUCAGCAGUCAAAAAGCAGCUGUCCCAAAAGGGAAGGAAGUCCAGGAAGCAGGACUCAUCCGCUGAAGAAGAUGAUGACGAGGAAGAUGACGAGGAUGAUGAGGAUGAUGAGGAAGACACUCCCAAGAGACAGACUCGAAGAAGGGGCGCAACCAAAGUCAAAAGUUAUAAAGAGGACCAACAUGACUUUGAAACCGACUCUGACGACUUGAUUGAAAUGACGGGAGAAGCAGGCGAGGAGCAGCAGGAUGAUGACAGUGAGACCAUUGAGAGGGUUAUGGACACAAGGACAGGCAAAAAAGGAGCCACUGGGGCUUCUACUACUGUGUAUGCUGUGGAGGAAAGCGGGGACCCGAGUGAAGGCUUUGACCCCGAGAAAGAUGAGGGAGAGGCUCAGUAUCUGAUUAAGUGGAAGGGCUGGUCCUACAUCCACAACACGUGGGAGAGCAUGGACUCUCUGACGCAGCAGAAGGUCAAGGGACUAAAGAAACUAGACAACUAUAAGAAGAAACACGAAGAGCUAACUUCAUGGUUGAACAAGGCGUCCCCUGAGGAUAUAGAAUUUCAUAACUGCCAACAGGAGCUCACUGCUGACUUGAGCAAGCAGUUUCAUUUUGUGGAGCGCGUUAUCGCAACAAAGACAGGAAAGACACCAGGAUCCUCUGACUUCCCCUCUCACAGUCAUAAGACAUCAUCCUCCAAUGAGCCAGAGUAUCUAUGCAAGUGGAUGGGCUUGCCCUAUUCAGAGUGCAGCUGGGAAGAUGGAGCUUUGGUUAGAAAGAAGUUUCAGCCCUGCAUUGACAGCUUCAUGAACAGAAACUCCUGUAAAACCGUCCCCUCUAAAGACUGCAAGGUGUUAAAGCAAAGACCGAGGUUCGUUGCUCUGAAGAAACAACCACCAUAUAUUGGAGAUGAGAACCUUCAGCUGAGAGAUUAUCAGCUGGAUGGGUUGAACUGGUUGGCCCACUCCUGGUGCAGGUGUAACAGUGUUAUCCUCGCUGAUGAGAUGGGGCUCGGAAAGACCAUCCAGACCAUCUCCUUCCUGUCCUACAUGUUUCACCAGCACCAGCUGUACGGGCCCUUCCUACUGGUGGUGCCUCUGUCCACGCUCACCUCCUGGCAGAGGGAGUUCGACACCUGGGCCCCGGACAUGAACGUGGUGGUCUACCUCGGUGACGUCAUGAGCAGGAAAACAAUCCGUGACUACGAGUGGGUGAACCAUCAAACGAAAAGAAUCCGUUUCAAUGCACUAUUAACCACGUAUGAAAUUCUACUUAAAGACAAGGGCGUGCUUGGGAACAUCAACUGGGCGUUCCUGGGCGUGGAUGAGGCUCACAGGCUGAAGAAUGAUGACUCCCUGCUGUACAAAUCGUUAAUGGAGUUCAGGUCCAACCACAGACUCCUCAUUACUGGCACUCCGCUGCAGAACUCCCUCAAAGAGCUCUGGUCACUGUUGCACUUCCUCAUGCCUGACAAGUUUGAUUCCUGGGAGGAUUUUGAGGACGAACACGGGAAAGGAAGGGAUAAUGGUUAUCAGAGUCUUCACAAAGUCCUAGAACCCUUCCUUCUGCGACGUGUCAAGAAAGACGUGGAAAAAUCUCUCCCUGCCAAGGUGGAACAGAUCCUCCGCGUAGACAUGACUGCACAGCAGAAACAAUUCUACAAGUUUAUUUUAACGAGGAAUUACAAAGCCCUUUCCAAAGGCACCCGAGGCAGCUCCUCUGGCUUCCUGAACAUCGUUAUGGAGCUUAAAAAGUGCUGCAACCACAGUUUCCUCAUUAGACAGCCUGAAGAUGUAGAAAAUGAAACACAACAGGAACACCUGCAGAGUCUGGUGAGGGGCAGUGGGAAGCUGGUGCUGCUGGACAAACUGCUGACCAGACUCCGAGAAAGAGGCAACCGCGUCCUGAUCUUCUCCCAGAUGGUCCGGAUGUUGGACAUCCUAGCUGAAUACCUUGCGAAGAAUCGCUACCCAUUCCAGCGGUUGGAUGGUUCCAUAAAGGGAGAAAUCCGAAAGCAAGCACUCGACCACUUCAAUGCAGAAGGCUCAGAGGACUUCUGCUUCCUGUUGUCCACCAGAGCUGGAGGUUUAGGGAUAAACCUGGCCUCAGCAGACACUGUAGUCAUCUUCGACUCUGACUGGAACCCUCAAAACGACCUGCAGGCACAAGCCAGGGCGCACAGGAUCGGCCAGAAGAAACAGGUGAAUAUUUAUCGACUGGUCACCAAAGGAACCGUGGAGGAGGACAUCAUUGAGAGGGCAAAGAAGAAGAUGGUUUUGGACCAUCUUGUCAUUCAGAGAAUGGACACCACUGGUCGAACUGUACUUGACAGUUCGACCAACUCAGGAAACACAAAUUCAAACCCAUUCAAUAAGGAAGAACUGACUGCCAUCCUCAAGUUCGGUGCAGAGGAGCUUUUCAAAGAGGCAGAGGGAGAGGAGUCAGAACCACAGGAGAUGGAUAUUGAUGAGAUCCUGAGGUUGGCUGAAACGAGAGAAAGUGACCAGGGCUCAAGUGCUACAGAUGAACUUCUAUCUCAGUUUAAGGUGGCCAAUUUCACCACUCAGGAAGAGAGCACUCCGGAGUUGAGUGAGGGGAAGUCCAUACGGGAAUGGGACGAUAUCAUCCCUGAAGAGCAGCGACGCAAGAUUGAGGAGGAGGAGAAGCAGCGGGAGAUGGAGGACAUCUUCAUGCUGCCCAGGAGCAGGAGCUCUAACAAGAGGGCUCAGGCCAAUGACAGUGAUAGUGAUGUGGGCUCCAAGCUGAAGAACCGCUCCUCGGGCUCUGAGAGCGAGACUGAUGAUAGUGAUGACGACAAGAAGCCAAAGAAGAGGGGCAGACCCAGAGCCCGCAAAAACAAUGUGGAGGGUUUCACUGACGCAGAGAUACGCAGGUUCAUUAAGGCAUACAAGAAAUUUGGAUGUCCACUUGAGAGGUUGGAGGCCAUCGCCCGAGACUCGGAGUUGGUUGACAAAUCCAUAGCAGACCUGAAGAGACUUGGUGAACUGAUUCAUAACAGUUGUGUGACUGCUGUGCAGGAGCACGAGGAACACCUCAAAGAGAACCCAGUUGAAGCCAAAGGUCCUGGGAAACGGCGAGGAAUCAACAUCAAAAUCUCCGGAGUGCAGGUCAAUGCCAAGUCCAUCAUCCAGCACGAGGAAGAGUUCGAACCUCUGCACAAAGGAGUGCCCUCCAACCCUGCUGAGAGAAAUAAGUUCAAACUGACAUGCAGAGUAAAGGUAGCCCACUUUGAUGUAGACUGGGAACUGCAGGAUGACAUUCAGCUCUUGCUUGGUAUCUACGAGCACGGCUUUGGCAACUGGGAUCUGAUCAAGACGGAUCCUGACCUCAAACUCGCUGAUAAGAUUCUCCCUGACGAUCCGAGCAAGAAGCCUCAGGGCAAGCAGUUGCAGGCGAGAGCCGAGUAUCUCCUCAAGCUGCUGAAAAAAGAACAAGACAGCACAGACUCCAAAACAGGGGAGGAGGUCAAAGUGAGGAAGAGGAAGCCUCGGGUGAAAAAGGAGAACAAGAUUCUCAAGGAUGAGCAAGGCAACGACAUCUCCUCCCCACGCCUGUCCGACAACCCAUCGGAGGAGGGCGAAGUCAAGGACGACGGAACAGAGAAGUCCCCCGCCAAGAAAAGACAAAAGAAAAAGGAUAACAAAGAGAACAAAGAAAAACAGGGAACUCCUAAAAAGGACAAGGACGGGGACAAAGAUAAAAAGGGUACCAAACCCAGAAAAGAAAAGGCUAAAGGAGGCAAAGGGAAGAAGACUCAAGGUCCAGUCCACAUUACGGCUGGGUCUGAGCCCGUCCCCAUUGAAGGAAAGGAGGAUGAUGAACUCGACCAGGAGACUUUCAGUAUUUGUAAGGAGCGCAUGAGGCCGGUGAAAAAGGCCCUAAAGCAGUUGGAUAAACCAGACGAGGGUCUAUCCGACCAGGAGCAGCUCCAGCACACUCGCACGUGCCUACUGAAGAUUGGAGACCGAAUCACAGAGUGCCUUAAAGCCUACAGCGACCCAGAACAUGUCAAAAUAUGGCGAAGAAACCUCUGGAUAUUUGUGUCUAAGUUUACAGAGUUCGGUGCAAGGAAGCUUCACAAGCUGUACAAAAUGGCUCAGAAGAAGCGAUCCCACGAGGAAGAGAAGGAACAGAAGAAGAAGGAGGAUCCUACAGGGAGGGUCAAAAGUUUCAGACCGGAGCCGUCUGGUUCCAGUCGAGACUCCACGGGUACUCAGCCAUCGGCCAAAUCUGCUUCACACUCGAGUCAGCCAGGCACACACGGACACCACAGAGAACCGUACAACGUGGCUAAUAAGCGCCACUUUGGCAAUGAUGAUAGGGGAGACUGGCAGAGGGACCGUAAAUACAACUACCCAGGUAACAGCAACCAGUCAUGGCAGGGAGACAGACAUCAUCCCUAUGAGCCACAUCGCUACAAGGAUCACUAUGGUGAUCGACGUUCACAUGGAGACUCGUACCGCAGCUCAGGCAGUUACCGCAACAACAGCUCCCCUCGAAAAAGGCCAUAUGACCAGUACAGCAACGACCGGGACCACAGGGGUCACAGACCUUAUUACGACAGGCAUCCAGACCCCAAAAGAAGACGCAGCGAUGAAUUCCGUCCCAACUACCACCAGGGAAGAGAUGGCCCUCUGCAGGACUUCAGGAGGAUGCCAGAGCACAGGCCAGCAGGUCCACCCGGGCCAGAGCACUAUAGCAGGCCCUUCCACCCUGACAAACCUCCACCGCUGCUGGACCCUCGCUCCCCGCAGGCUCAGAAGUCUCCCCAGGACUCCCGCUCUCCGCCCGAGCGCCCCGUAGAGCCAAACACUGCAGCAGAUCCGAACUGGAACAACAGGAAAACAUAAAGUGUGCCAGUGCUGGCUGCGAAACUGAUCUGUGUGUUAUUGUCCAGGGUCAAAGCCACAUGCUGCUGAUGGACAAGUCUGGACUCACCAAUCAUAAGCUCACAGUUGGAAAGGGAAUGAACUUUGUACCCUCUUUACCAGCAAAACUGUUCUGCUCUUUUCCUCCAGCGACUCUGGCUGUGAAUGAUUUGUGCCCUGAAGGAAGAAGUUUGUUUCCCCCGUCAUCUUCACGAUGAAAAAGAAAAAACUAAAACAAGCAUCUUUAUUUAAAUGUAUUGACUCGAUCAGUCAACCAUGACUAAGACUGAGUGGAACGCUGAUGGAUGCUUAGUCCCAUGGACUAUUAGCUAAGGAGAAUUUAGGAUACAUGAACUGCUGACUGAUCUCAAUCCUAAAAGUGCCUGAAGGUUUUGGCCUUUUCGAAUGGUAAAUGUAUGGGAUUUUUUCCCAAAGGACGUAUGACAUGGACAUUAUUUUUUUUGUGUUUAGCUUUAAGUCUUGCAAAUGAUGUCAUUUAGAAGAUGAUUCAGUACAAAAUGUGCAAUGUGUUAUCAUCUGCACCUUCGAAAUGUUAAUCCUGAACAUGUAGCUGAGUAUCACCGUGUGGGUUAAAAUGGUGGUGUGAUGGGACCGCCUAAUUCUUUUUGAAAUUUGAAUGAUCAUUGAAGCCAGUAUGCUUUCUCUAAAGCACUCAACAACAACAAAAAAAAGUGUGAACCUGUUUUAGCAAACUCAUAUUUCUCACAUGUACAAAUAAUCAUUAUUUCUCUACUUGUGUAGCUAUAUAAAUCAUUGCAAUCCUCUGCUUUGUUCACUUUAACCACUUUCCUCUUGGUAGGCCCAAUGAAUUGGAAGCUUUGUAAGCAGUAUUUAUUGCAACAACUUGUGCAAAGGUUCAUAACACUAUGUCUUAGAGCUAUCCUUUAUUUUUGCCUGUCAGUAUUAUGAUGGUUAAGAAUGGUACUUCCGCAUAGUUUAGUCAUUUCACCCAUCUUUCCACCAACUGUAUGUAAGUACUCAAUUAUGUCUGAAAAAUACUAUGUGAUAAAAACAUUUUCCUGUCGUAAUCUAUGGUUUGUUGCUGGUAGGUUAAAAGGUUACCAGGAAGUUGCUGAUGACAUUUCAUUAUGUUUAUUACCUUUGGUCACUAUUUUCCUGUGCCAAAUCUGGUCCUGCUCUGACCCUCAAUUGUUUUUUUUAAUGCUUCUCCAUUUGUGCCUUAUUUAUGUGUGUGUUAUCAUACUGUAUAUUGGUCCAUGGGCAGUACUGGGGUCUAACACAGGCAGGAUGUGAAGUAUUAAAGUCACAUUUUAAGGAAAUCGCUCUGAAUGACUAAAUAAUUCAGUGAGAACAGGUGAAGGGACCAUGUAUUCUGGUAAUCAUCGUGUAGUUUCCAAAAGAGUUGAUGAUUUGAGGGGAAGAUAUAAACAUUGAUAUACAGAAAUCAUGUGUGUUUCGUCCAGGGCACUUAAUCGACUUGUUACAGUGAACAGCCAGCACCUCUUUUCUUCCUCGUUAAGCAAGCUACAGUUCCUGUAUCAUAUGUUCUUUAAGAAAGUCAAAAUAAUUUAUAUUUGUGACAAAACCACUCUUCAUGAGAAAUGUGCUGUACAUAUGUUUGGACAUAUGUAAUAAACUUUGUUACACAAUG
Morone saxatilis (striped sea-bass) is the source of this 9399-nucleotide messenger RNA. It is a transcript of the gene chd2, whose product is annotated as chromodomain helicase DNA binding protein 2. The coding region runs from base 2214 to 7748 and encodes 1844 amino acids. The record is from RefSeq and is a predicted model, not a curated record. Gene Ontology annotation, cellular component: nucleus; chromatin. NCBI's taxonomy places the organism in Eukaryota, Metazoa, Chordata, Actinopteri, Moronidae. The transcript has 42 exons. Gene Ontology annotation, molecular function: ATP-dependent chromatin remodeler activity; DNA binding; histone binding. Gene Ontology annotation, biological process: nucleosome organization; regulation of transcription by RNA polymerase II.